GAUUAAACGGAAGAAGAACUCUUCAACAAUUGAAAACAAAAAUAUCAUACCAUUUGCUAACCGUUUGCAGAAUCAUCUCGAAGCUGAAUCAAAAGCCAAGUAACAAGGUUACAAGGACAGAAUGAGUGAUAAUAAUUCGGGUGGUAAUAAUUCGGGUGGUGAUAACGACUCUAACUCUGGAAGUGGCUCCACCACUGCAAAUGGUACCACACAAGGCAGUGAAGGGACACAGCAGCAAAACACAGUCCUGAAUUUCAUGCUGUCCAACAAAGUGGAAGCAGGUCUAUGGCUGACCAGAAUUUUCACAGUAGUCUGUAGUUUUCUCUUCAUCUUUCCAAUCCUGGGGGGCAAUCCUUACGGGUUUUACCAGAGAGCUUUGAUCAGCAAUGCAGCCACCAGUGCUCUGCGACUACAUCAGCGACUGCCUCACUUCCAGUUCAGUCGAGAAUUUUUUGCUAUGUUGUUCCUUGAGGACAGUUGUCAUUAUCUGAUGUUCUCUUUAAUUUUCAUGAAUGGAUAUCCCAUCACAAUGGCUGUAAUUCCUGUGUUUCUGUUUGCACUUCUCCAUGCUUGCAACUACACUAAAAAUGUUCUGAAUGUGAUUGGACCAGACUCUAUGCAGUUUUUCCGUAAAUUGAUUGACAAACUUCAGGUCCAACAAGUAAACAUUUUGCGCUUUGUUGCCUGUACGGAGAUCUUCAUAAUGCCAGCUAUCAUCUUCAUGAUGUUUGUUGGAAAGUGCAGUUUUUUCUUGCCCAUUGUAUACUACAGAUUUUUAUCUUUGCGUUAUUCUUCAAGAAGAAAUCCGUACUGCAGGUUAGUGAAACAGUUUUGUGAUUUGUUUGUAAAAACCUCUUGUUUUACUUUCAUUCAUGUACUACAAAUAUUUACAUGUGUUCAAUUGAAAUUGCAUUUAUUACUUUUACUUGUAAAUGUAGAAAAACUUUGGUAUUGUAAUGCUCUUGAAAAUAUCACCUUACUGUGUACUAUAAGUAUUAUUUGGAACAGGACCCUGUUUACUGAGAUGAGGAUGACAGUGGAACACUUUACAGCUAUGCCUAACUGUCCAGGGCUCAUCAGGAAUGCCUGUCUGAAGGCCAUCGGCAUUAUAUCACGGCUGGCCCCUCAGCUACCACAGUAAAUCUAGUCCUAAAGUCAGUGAUCAGUACUAUGUGAUGAUUGUGAUACUGAAAGAUACAGAGAGAUGGAAGAUGUGCGGUGAAAGUGGUCAGCUGUAUAGAUCUCAUUGUGUUACCUACACAAAUGUUAACACAAGAAAUUUACUUUGUGAGCCAAGUGUUUUGUACAUUAUAUUCUCUAGAACUAAUUUAUGUUGAUCGAUCAUUUCUGUUACAUGUAUCAUCACUGUCACAGGGCUUUGUAAGCAUUAUACAGAUACUUGUGUUUAUGUCAAUUGUUAAACAUACUUCCUGUGGGAAAUGUUUAAUUUAGAACAACACGCUGGGUAUUCAGAUACUAAGAACCAGGUCAAAGAGUUAAAAUGCUGUUUUGGGAUAUAAAGUACAUAAUAUUUAUUCUAAGCGAUUGUAUGCAAUGUUCAAAACAGAAAUGAAUUUAACAAUCAUCUUAGCGAUAAUCUUGCCUUGUUCUAACCAAAUUUUGAGUGUUGUAAGUGGAUAUUCAAUGCAUACGAAUGUUUUAUUAUCAGAAGUUUUUGAGAAAACAAGUUUUUAACUUUACUGAACUAUAUCUACUGAAGGAGAGCAAGAUGAAUUUUAUUUAUUUACAUAUGCAUGUAAUUAUAUACAUGUACCUCCAUCAAUCUUUACUAUGUAAUACAUUCAAAUGUUAGCCUUAACUUGCAGUUUGUAUUCUCCUUCAGCAGAUAUAGUCAUAUAGUGAUUUCUCAGAAACUUCCGAUGAUGAAAUGUUCGUGUAUAUUGAAUAUCCACUUACAACACUCAAAAUUUGGUUAGAACAAGGCACAAUUAUUGCUAAGAUGAUUGUUCAAUUCAUUUCUAUUGUGAACAUCAAAUACAAUCGCUGAGAGUAAAUAUUAUGUACUUAUCUCAAAAUGGCUUUUAAAUCAUCAACCUGGUUCUUGGUAUCCUACCCGGUUCUUAGUAUCUGAAUACCUGGUGUAUUAUACCAGAAAUAGAAGAUGAUGGUAAUAUGACAAUGUGGCAGUUGUGAUUGAUUUUAUAUUGUUCAACAUCCCUCUUGAGAAUUUUUCAUGCAUAUUAUAUCACAGGUACUGCAAUGUACAUGUACACAUAUUUUAAACAUGUGGAUGGAUACACACACAUAUCUUAUACAUGUGAACAGGCACAUGUACACACAUUUUAGACAUGGACAUGUACAUAUACACAUAGCUUGUAUAUGUGGACACAUAUUUUAGACAUGGGGAGCAUGAAAUCUUUAAGGAACCUACUAGUAUAUUCACCAAUUUCAAAUAUCUUUUGACACCCAGAAAAGUGAUAUGUAAACAACUGAUCCAGGGUAUUUCUAUCCUAAAUAAAUUACUCCCUUCAAUUUUUAAAAAAAAAUAUAUAACUACAUGUAUACAUAAGUAUUGAUGUUAAAGAUGUCAUUUUUAUAUGAAAGAAAUUUUUGAUAUAAAGGACAGAGAGUUUGUUUAAGUAUAACAUUUUCAUCUUAUAAAGAAUGAUAAUUUCCAUUUUAUAAUUCACCGAAUACUGUAUUUAUGACCUACAUGGAAGUGCAGAUCAGUUUGGGUGAAUACACAAAAGAUGUGAACGACUUUGAUUGUUACCUAGUGUAUAAAAGUUCUUUUAAAUUCCUUGUUAGGAGAAGUUUUUAUAGAAUUGCAUUUGAUUUACACUAAUUCAUUCAGUUAUAUACAGAUGCGUUUUUAUUUGAAUAAAGUAAAUUUUCUAACAAAGCACAA
Ostrea edulis (European flat oyster) is the source of this 2869-nucleotide messenger RNA. RefSeq names its product transmembrane protein 33-like. The coding region runs from base 122 to 1141 and encodes 339 amino acids. The record is from RefSeq and is a predicted model, not a curated record. Gene Ontology annotation, cellular component: endoplasmic reticulum; membrane. NCBI's taxonomy places the organism in Eukaryota, Metazoa, Mollusca, Bivalvia, Ostreida, Ostreidae. The transcript has 7 exons. Gene Ontology annotation, biological process: membrane organization; endoplasmic reticulum tubular network organization.